GUUGCAACUGUCCUGAAGUCCUGCAGAGGGCAGCAUUGCGCCUGCGUAGCUCCACCUGUGAGAUUGUUAAUGCAGUGAAGAAGAAGCAGCAAAACAAUCAGAGAAUAAGAUAUUACAGGGUGCCAAGAGAGCAACUGUGGUACUCAAUGAAGGAAGUCAGUCAGGAGUAGAAGUAACAGAUGGUUUCAAGAAUGCCUUUCCAUUUCUGCCCCCAGUGUGGGACAAAGUUACAGCCUGAAUUCAGAUUCUGUCCUUCAUGUGGGGAGAAACUUCCCGGUCCUGAAAGUCCAUUUAAAUCUAUGAACUUAAGUUUCUCCUCCUCUCUGGGAAAUGCAGCAGCAACAUCUGUAGUUAACCCAAGCCUCACUCCAAGCACGAGCUGUGAACUCAGUACAGCCCACGGAUUUGACACUUUAAGUUCGCUAACACCACGUCCUGCACUGCGAAGGACUCGCAACACCCUUUGCCUGGACAAAGAAGAUAAUGAUGCUGGGUUGCAGGAAUCUCCACCAAAGAAGAACACGGUCACCUUUAAACUCGACACCGGGGCGCAGCCAAUCGUAGAGUCUCCUGUUGCAAAAUCGCCUCGAUCUGCGCGAGGGAAAGGGAAGCUCUGCAGUCCUUUGAAAAAGCAGGAGGAAGAAGAAAAGAAGCUGCCUGCUAAAACAGGCUGGAUAGAGGAGAGAUCAGCAGUAGAUGGAGCUUCACCUGCUUCCUCACCAAACUCUAAGUCUCCUGCAAAAACAGCUGGAAAAAAUAAAGGCAAGAAGGCGAAGCAUGCAUCCUCUGUGGAACCGCUGCCUGAAGGUGAGGAGGUGACCGACACGACCGGCAAGAAGUGGAAGCUGAUCACGCAGCUCAGUCAGAGUGCAACGGAGCUGCUCUACGAAGUUUCUCGGCCAAGCUCAAAGGAGUUGAAUCACAUCCUCAAACUGGGAGCUAAAGAUGGAAGAAUCUUCAAUGAACAGAACUUUCUGCAGAGAGCUGCUAAACCGGCGUCUGUGGAAAAGUGGGUCAAACAAAACAAGCUGGAUUUUCUGGGGAUUCCUUCCUGCGUUGGCUUUGGUCUCCAUACAGACUCGUACAGGUUUCUAAUUUUUCCCAGCAUGGGCGAGUCGCUCCACUCCAUUAUCGAGAAAGAAAAUCAGCCUCUGUCUGAGGAAGUUGUUCUUCAGCUGGCCUAUAGAAUAUUAGAUGUGCUCCACUACAUCCAUUCAAACGAAUACGUUCAUGCUGAUAUCAGUGCCGAGAACGUGUACAUAAAACAAGGACAGAGGUCACAGGUAUACCUUGUAGGAUACUGCCAUGCCUUCAGGUACUGUCCAGGAGGAAAGCAUGUGGAGUACCGUGAAGCCAGCCGAACGCCACACGAGGGCACCGUCGAGUUCAUCAGCCUGGAUGCACAUAAAGGAGCAGCUCCAUCUCGCCGCAGCGACCUGCAGUCUUUGGGUUACUGCAUGCUGCACUGGCACACUGGAUUGCUGCCGUGGACCGAGCUCACUCAACCACAGCAGAUAGCCACCGAGAAACAGAGGUACAUGGAGGAUGUCCCUGCACUUCUGAGCCAGUGCUUUGGGAGGAGGAGCGUUUCCAGAGCAUUUCAAACCUACCUGACUGCAGUGAUGGCUCUGCAGUACUCCGAGCAGCCCGAUUACUCAGCGCUGAAGGCUGGACUCAGCGACGCUUUAGUGCAGCUGGGGGCAUCGGUGGAGGAGCCGCUCGAUUUUUAGAGAGAUCGCAUAAAAGAAGAGACGCCACUGGAAGAUCCUGGAGUUUUCUUAUUUUAAAAUCGUGUUUAAAUGGUGAUGCUUUAUUGCACUGAAAGUCAUGAGUUCAUUAGGUAAACGAUUCAUUGUUUUUACAAUUUGUGUGUGUGUGUGUGUGGAGUUUAUCAUCUUUAUGGUCUUCUUGAGGUUUCUGUGGUUUUCAGCCUCACAAAGAAAUACAAGUUUUAAAUUCCUAAAGCACUGAUUUUUAUAUUUUGUGUGUUGCAGUGUUAUUAGGUAGUUAGAUUUAACAGGGUGAUUUUUAUAACAUAUUUUUUUCUGUUGACUUAUCCUGCUGAACAUUUCAACAAAUAAAAUAUCUACAUUUCUUA
Messenger RNA from Oreochromis aureus, 2098 nucleotides. RefSeq names its product VRK serine/threonine kinase 3 (gene vrk3). The record is from RefSeq and is a predicted model, not a curated record. Gene Ontology annotation, molecular function: protein serine/threonine kinase activity; ATP binding. Gene Ontology annotation, biological process: signal transduction; peptidyl-serine phosphorylation. Gene Ontology annotation, cellular component: cytoplasm; nucleus. The transcript is spliced from 17 exons. NCBI's taxonomy places the organism in Eukaryota, Metazoa, Chordata, Actinopteri, Cichliformes, Cichlidae. Bases 180 to 1730 code for a protein of 516 amino acids.